AGUGCAGUGUACUUUAUAAAGAGCUGCUCCCAGUUAAUGUUCAGUUGAUCACCUGCCGAUCCAAGAUGAAGCUGAUCCUGACUAUCUCCAUUAUCUGGGCUUUUCUCCUCACAGCCCCCACUACUGGCCCGGUGACAACCCUAGCUCGCACCAUUGGUGCGCCAACUAUUACAGCCUCGGGUACUGACCUGGUGACUACCACGGCCUCCACUACUGGUCUGGUGACUACCACAGCCCCCACUAAUGGUCCUGUGAUCACCCAAGCUUCCACUAUUGGUGCAACAACUACCACGGUCUCCACUACUAGUCUGGUGACUACCACAGCCCCCACAAACGGUUCGGUGACCACCACAGUUAUCAAAGACCCCACUGCUAGUCUGGGGACUACACCAGCCACCACUACGGGUGUGACCAGCAAAGCCCCCACUACUGAUCCGGUGACCACCACAGCUCCCACUUCUGGUCCGGUAACCACCACAGCCCCCACUACUGGUCUGAUGUCUACCACAGCCCCCACUAAUGGUUCAGUGAUCACCCAAACUCCCACUAUUGGUGCGCCAACUACCUCAGCCUCCACUACAGAUCUGGUGACUACCCAAGCCCCCACUACUGAUCCGGUGAACACAACAGCCCCCACUUCUGGUCCGGUAACAACCACAACCCCUACUACUGGUCCUGUGAUCACCCAAGCUUCCAUUAUUGGUGCAACAACUACCACGGUCUCCACUACUAGUCUGGUGACUACCACAGCCCCCACAAACGGUUCGGUGACCACCACAGUUAUCAAAGACCCCACUGCUAGUCUGGGGACUACACCAGCCAACACUACGGGUGUGACCAGCAAAGCCCCCACUACUGAUCCGGUGACCACCACAGCCCCCACUUCUGGUCCGGUAACCACCACAGCCCCCACUACUGGU
Molecule: messenger RNA, 920 nt
Organism: Hypomesus transpacificus
Lineage: Eukaryota; Metazoa; Chordata; Actinopteri; Osmeriformes; Osmeridae
Product: salivary glue protein Sgs-3-like
Exons: 2
Source: RefSeq, a predicted model, not a curated record